AAAGAGCAUUUCCUUUAAGAAAAUUUGAUACAAUAGCUAGCUUUCUAGUUUUAUUUACAUUAUUAUCAACAUAUGCUCUAGUAAAGACUUCAAUUCAUUCUAUUGGGUCUUUAUUAUUAUCUCCUGAAAAAAUAGAAAAGUCAAUUAAUUUAUACUUUUUAGAAUUUGUUGUUGCUACUGCAGCUCAGGUAGCAUUACUUUUAAACAUUUUAUUUAUGCCUCUUAAAGUAUUUGAAGUGCUUGUUGGUUAUCCAAUUCGGGAGAAGAAGUUUGUUGUCAAUUUUGUACUUGGUAUUGGCACAUAUUGGUAA
Dentiscutata erythropus is the source of this 311-nucleotide messenger RNA. The record is from the annotation of a GenBank genome assembly. NCBI's taxonomy places the organism in Eukaryota, Fungi, Glomeromycota, Glomeromycetes, Diversisporales, Gigasporaceae.